Messenger RNA from Penicillium odoratum, 1938 nucleotides. RefSeq lists its product as uncharacterized. The record is from RefSeq and is a predicted model, not a curated record. The transcript has 6 exons. Bases 1 to 1938 code for a protein of 645 amino acids. NCBI's taxonomy places the organism in Eukaryota, Fungi, Ascomycota, Eurotiomycetes, Eurotiales, Aspergillaceae.
AUGGAAUACACCAGGUUCUCAAUUCUACCCAUCACAGCCACGAUUCGACGUCGACUCCCUCGGCUCUACUCGUCUCACAGGGCUGACGCCGAAAAUAAAUCGGGCCCGGAUCGGCACGGACUGGCAUCUCUUUCUGAGCCACAAAUGUUUUUCCGUGGCCAGUCAACAGAACAAAUUGUAUCUGAGGUGCAAAGACCGUCAACGGGUGAUAGUCUGGAUUCUUUUGCAUCUAGAUCUGGGUCGGAUACCCCGCCGCUUGAGGAGAGUUCGCCUGCCAAGUAUGAGACGGAGUCCGGCUUGCGAUGGAACAGAGUGGUUCCUGCAUAUAAUCUCUUGCGGAAUGCAGGAUAUGAAGCUCAACAAUCCCAAGCUGAUGGCCGUCUGGCACGUUCGCUAUACAUUAAUGCUUUGAUGUAUCUCUUGGAUGCACUCCCUUCGGAUCUUACGGCGGAGGAGACGGCUAUGCUUCAAUAUCGCCUUCCAGAAGUUGUUAAAUCAUCAAUAGCGACAUCCUCGCAGCCGUGCCCUACACAAUUGGAAGACCGCAUGUCUCAAAAGGCUAUAACACCACCCCGAUCAUAUCUUCAUCGACUUCUUGCAUCCAUGAUUGUUCAGAUCUUCCUCUUGGCUCGCUUUCUUUUACCUUAUUUUAGACUUCUGCUGCGCCAAGUAUACGAAUUCGAGCGAUCACACCACAUCACGCAACGAGUUGUUACGGCAACUUUAGAUGCAGCCGAUGGAUUGGGCAAGAAAGGUGUCGACAUCAGUUCCGCCGUCUGCAGACUUAACCAAGGUCGUGUUGGCGUGGCAGUGGCCAAUAUUGCAAGCUGGUGGGUCGAGGAAGUUGCAGGUGGAAUCUAUGAAGGGGUUGGGGAAGGGAUGAUGCACCUUGGCAUAUUGCGACAAGGCCUAGAACUUGAUAGAUUGGCUUUACAGAUUGAUAGACAAGUUGUGCUUUACCAUGUCAACCACCAGGUUACCUUGUGUCCCAUCUCUACGGAAGCAGCAGCUGCACCUGGAGUUCUCAAGCUUGCGAAAUGCCGCACCACCAGGGGUCUACGUGAGCCUUGCGCCCGGCGACCCAACUCUAUGGAGUGGCGACCCUACGCCUCGGCCAUUCUUCGUUUCCAAAUCCGCUUUCCAGACAUCUACCCAGAUCUCCCACCCCUCGUGACCUUUGCAACUGAUGUCUUUCAUCCAUUGAUUGUCCCCCUCACCACAUACACAUUCAGCACCAGCUCCGCAAGCGAUAACCCUGUCAGUGCGACGGACGAUGAACGGUUACCCCCGGGUGGGUUUAGUCUCCGACACGGAUUUCCCCAUUGGUUCGGCCGGGCCAAGCGGAGUGGUAUUGUCUCUGGAGCAUCAUCACGAAAUGUGAGCGAGAAAAGUGCAGUCCUUGUGACAGAAGAAAGAGCCAAACCUAUUUCUCCAUCAGCGGAGGAUGAUGCCACAUCAGACGCCCCUGAGCCGAUAGAAACCGAAGAAGUUGCAGACACAGAGAGUCCCCGCAUUGCCCAAAUCCCUUCCGACGCUCAAUUCGCAGAGGCACGAAAAGUAGUGCCCGUUGCGGAGCUCCUGGAUUAUAUCCGCUCGACAUUCGACAAUGAGUCCGUCCUCGACAGCUUGCCCGUCGAGGUCGCAGGCAACCCAGGAGCAUGGCAUGCGUGGAAAGCACACCGCCGGGGGGGUGAUUCUGGUGACUGGAAAAAGGGAAGUCCGCAGGCUCGGCAACCUGGAGAUUGGCAUUGGGAUGGAAUCUGGGCCAAGCGGGUGCAGGUUGAGAUUGAAGCCAGUCAUUCCGACCCCAUGCUAUUUGGGGGCGCUGCUCGUGGUGGUGGGGAUGAGAUGAUCCGAUUUUCACGGUUAGACGAUGCUACAAUGGGCUCAGUAAAGGAGAGGAUGAAGUCAGUGGUGAAUGUACAUACAGAGCAAUGA